This is a messenger RNA of Arabidopsis arenosa, 3723 nucleotides long. Lineage: Eukaryota; Viridiplantae; Streptophyta; Magnoliopsida; Brassicales; Brassicaceae. The record is from the annotation of a GenBank genome assembly.
GCUACACAUUCUCUCUCUACCAAUUCACCCAAAAAGAAGAGAGAAACUAAAAAUUCUCUACAUUUCUCUAACUCUCUAACAAUGGCGGGUCGAUUACAAUCUCACCAAUUACCAAGUGGACUCUACGUUUCAGGUAAACUCGAACAACCUAAAGAACGACCACCGACAAUGGCGGCUCGUGCUAUGCCUUACACCGGAGGCGAUAUCAAGAAAUCCGGCGAGCUCGGAAGGAUGUUCGACAUCUCCGUCAAUGAUCCCACCUCGUUUCAAAGACCUCCGUCGAUUUUCUCCGGCGAAUCAGCUAGACAGCCACCGCCACGUGUCCCCUCUGCUUCGUCUUCGAAUCCGAAUAGUGGAUCCGUUCGAUCCGGAUCUCAAUCGGGUCUAAUUAGAAAAUCUUCAGGUCCUCUUUCUCAGCUUCAACCCACCGGUUUAAUCACCUCCGGUCCGCUUAAUUCGUCCGGUCCAAUUGGGUCCGGGUCAAGAAGGUCGGGUCAGAUUGAUCAACAUCAUCAAACGAGUAAUACAAGAUCGAGCAAACCCAAGUAUGGAUCCGGUGUGACGGUUUUGAACUCGGAUCCGAUUCGGGUCGGGUUUAGAGUACCAAAAGCUGUGAUUUGGGCAGUGAUUGUAGUUGCAGGGAUGGGUUUAUUAAUUGGUGCGUUUUUCUGUGGCGGUGAAGAAGCCAUUAGUUGUGGUGGUGAUUGUGGCGGCGAUAUUUCCGGCGGUCGUGGUUUUUGUGUGGAAUUGUAUUUGGAGAAGAAGAGGGUUGUAACAUGUGGAAGUAUCCCGCUUGAGUCGUCAUACCAAAGGAUACCGAGAUGUGUUUAUGUAUCGACGGAAUUACAUGCUGAGAGAUAUGUAUCGGAUUUUUACAUUUCGGACUUUCAAUCCGGAUUGCGAGCACUUGUUAAAGCAGGAUAUGGAUCAAAAGUUUCUCCAAUUGUCAAACCAACAACAGUAGCUAAUGUAACCUCGCAAACUAAGGAUUUAUCUCCAAGCUUUCUACAAUGGUUAGCGGAUCGCAACCUUUCCAAUGAUAACUCUGCUAUGCGUCUCAAAGAAGGAUACAUAAAAGAAGGGAGCACCGUAAGCGUGAUGGGAAUGGUGAGGCGACACGACAACGUUCUGAUGAUCAUUCCUCCUGCGGAAUCCGUCGCCACUGGCUGCAAAUGGUGGCGUUGCCUCCUCCCAACUUAUGUGGAUGGCCUUAUCAUUACUUGUGACGAGAAUCAGAAUGCUGAUGUCAUUCCUGACGACUCAAAGCAGGCAACUGGUGUCCUCUCCACCGUAAAUGCUUCGUUCUUAAAAAGAUACUGUGACAUGGAGAGGAACGAGAAGAAAAGUCUGAUUAAUCAAAUCUUCUCUUGGUCCAUCAAUUAUAUUCUCAACAAAGAUAUCUACAAGGAAGAGAUAAGGUCGAUACCAGACAGGUUUUGGUCCGUUGAUGAAUACCUUAACUGCUUUGUUCCUCUGCUACUAGAGGAAACACGUACCGAGUUGUUCUCAAGCUUGAACUCUUUGUGGAAAGCUCCUGUCUUUUACAUACAUUCCGUGGAGGCUACGGCAAUUAAAUUACCGAGUAGAAGCUCAAACAAGGUUAAUAUAUCAGGACUGAUGAGUGUUGCACAAGGAAAUAGAACAAGUUACGAGCCGAAACAUGGAGAUCUCAUUGCUCUCACAAAAGCAGCAAGGCCAACACGCGUGGAUGACUUAAACCCACUGAUUCUUGGAUAUGUGUUCUCUGUUGAAGAUGAGCUACAUUUCUCUGUUCAUUCCUCCAAAACUAUAUCCAUUGAUGAGCAAUUUUCGUUUCGUUCGGGUGUUUUUCUUAUGAAUUUGGACCACAAACACUCGUAUCUGGAAGGCUUUGCACAACGGAGAUGCCAACUUGAGUCUCAUCAAGAGUGUCCUUCAAGCAAAUACCGCGAGCAGUCUGUUUCUUCUAGGAAUUGGGGGAAUGAUGUAUCGGGAAUUAUGCGGUCUGCAAACUUGAACACUUCUCAGGAAUCUGCAAUUUUGAGUUGCUUGGAGACAAGAAAUUUACGUGACAAGGCUAGUGUGAAACUGAUUUGGGGACCACCUGGUACCGGCAAGACAAAGACAGUUGCUACUCUUCUGUUUGCUCUUCUCAACCUAAGUUGCAAAACAGUUGUGUGUGCUCCUACAAACACGGCUGUAGUAGAAGUUGCAUCGAGGCUCUUGGCGUUAUUUAAGAAAUCUUCUUCAUCAGAACAUUCUACUUACGGUCUUGGGAAUAUUCUUUUGGUCGGAAACCGAGCUAGAAUGGGAAUAGAUGACAGGGGAAUGAUGAUCUCCUCAACGUGUUUCUUGAACAUCGCAUUAGUCCAGAAGGAUAUGGUGGUUUUGUACACGCAUCUGCCCAAGUCUUUUCUAUCAUCUAACGAUGUGAAGAAUAUGAUCGCAGCCCGUCAAGCUCUUCGCCGAGCCAGAUCUUUCUUGCAGGAGAAACAAGGAAGCUUCACAUUAGAUUGCUUUAACAAACUCAUCCGUGUUGAUUGCCUUCAGACUCUACGUUUGCUAUCAAAGCGUUUUGAGAUUCCAGCCUCGUUGAUAAACGAGGAUAUAAGGACAUUCUGCCUACAAAAUGCACACAUAAUCUUCUGCACUGCCUCGGGUGCUGCAGAAAUGACCGCGGAACGAACAGGAUCCAUAGACUUGCUUGUAGUUGACGAGGCGGCUCAACUUAAAGAAUGUGAAUCAGUUGCUGCAUUGAAACUUCAGGGUUUGCACCAUGCUGUUCUAAUAGGAGAUGAGCUUCAGCUACCAGCAAUGGUGCAAGCGAGGGCCAAAUUUGGGAGAAGCUUGUUUGAGAGAUUGGUUUUGAUUGGCCACAAGAAACAUUUGCUUAAUGUUCAAUAUCGUAUGCAUCCCUCUAUAAGCCUUUUUCCCAACAUGGAGUUUUAUGAUGGUAACAUCUCUGAUGCUGAGAUUGUUAAAGAAAGCACCUAUCAAAAGCGGUUUCUUCGAGGAAACAUGUUUGGCUCUUUCUCGUUCAUCAACGUGGGACUCGGGAAAGAAGAGUUUGGUGAUGGACAUAGUCCUAAGAACAUGGUUGAGGUUGCCGUGGUUUCUGAGAUCUUAACCAAUCUUUUCAAGACGAAGAUGAGUGUUGGUGUUAUUUCACCUUAUAAAGCUCAAGUUAGAGCAAUCCAAGAGAGGAUCGGAGAUAAGUACACCUCCGUAUCAGAUCAGCUUUUCACUUUGAAUGUUCGGUCGGUGGAUGGGUUUCAAGGAGGAGAAGAAGACAUUAUUAUCAUAUCCACCGUUAGAAACAACGGUAACGGAAACAUAGGGUUUCUCUCUAACCGUCAAAGAGCCAACGUUGCACUGACUCGUGCAAGGCACUGUUUAUGGGUGAUUGGUAACGAAAGAACUUUGGAGCUGAGUGGUUCGAUUUGGACAAAACUUGUAAGGGACUCGAAGAGACGUGGAUGUUUCUAUGAUGUUGUUGAUGAUAAAAAUUUAAGAGAUGCCAUGAACAAUGCUCUUCCCAAGGUCGACAUGUCUGAUGUGUGGUCGAGUUUUCGAUCUCUUUCAAUCAGGAAAGAAAGAAGAAAUGCUUGGUAGCUCUUUUACCAAGGUAUCUAUGAAUGGUUUUAAUUUGUUCUCUUUUUGUGGCUUCGAUAUCUAUGGAUAGUAUUGAAUUAUUAGUGUAUUUUUAUGAAUCUCUUUCUUGCUAAACAAAUAAUUAAUGUAUCU